This is a messenger RNA of Selaginella moellendorffii, 2711 nucleotides long. Its product is annotated as pantothenate kinase 2. Gene Ontology annotation, molecular function: ATP binding; pantothenate kinase activity. The transcript has 22 exons. NCBI's taxonomy places the organism in Eukaryota, Viridiplantae, Streptophyta, Lycopodiopsida, Selaginellales, Selaginellaceae. The record is from RefSeq and is a predicted model, not a curated record. Gene Ontology annotation, cellular component: nucleus; cytosol. Bases 40 to 2646 code for a protein of 868 amino acids. Gene Ontology annotation, biological process: coenzyme A biosynthetic process.
AUUUUUUCGAGCUAGGUAGAGAUAGCGCGCGCCAUCGGAAUGGCGACGCAAUCCAGCGCCAUGGAUGGAGAGCCGCCGGCGUCGCAGCAGCAGCAGCAGCAGCAAUCGAUUCCCAGGAGCUUGUCGCGGCCGCAGCUGGAUCUGAGCGGCGCUGCGAUUCAAGGAUCCACGGAGGAUCGAAACCCCAGCAUUCUUCUGCCGAAUCAAAACGACGACAUCAGCCACUUCGCAAUCGACAUAGGAGGCUCGCUUAUCAAGCUGAUAUAUUUUUCGAGGCAUCCCGAGCCUUCUAGCUCCAGAAGAUCGGGGGAGCAGCCAAAAUCUCCCAGCCUUCGCGGUCACUUCUCUGGCGGGCGGCUUCACUUCGUCAAGUUUGAGACCGGGAAAAUCAACGAGUGCCUGGACUUUAUCGAGUCAAAGCGGCUUCAUUGCUGCAAUGAUCCAUUUAGCCGGUCAGAGGAAGGAAUCACAAUUAAGGCCACGGGUGGCGGGGCAUUCAAGUACGCGGACAUGUUCAAGGAACGUUUGGGUGUGACACUCGACAAAGAGGACGAGAUGGAUUGCUUGGUCGCUGGAGCGAAUUUCUUACAAAGAGCUAUCAGAGACGAGGCAUUCACACACUUGGAAGGGAAUAAGCAGUUCGUUCAAAUUGACCAAAGCGAUAUGUUCCCGUACCUUCUCGUUAACAUCGGAUCUGGUGUCAGCAUGAUCAAGGUUGAUGCAGAUGGCCAAUUUCAAAGGGUGAGUGGGACAAAUGUUGGUGGAGGAACCUUUUGGGGCCUUGGCCGAUUGCUAACAGGAUGUAAAACAUUCGACCAGAUAUUGGAGCUAAGCCAGCAAGGUGAUAAUAGUGCCAUCGAUAUGCUUGUAGGAGAUAUCUACGGCGGCCUAGACUACUCGAAGAUUGGAUUGUCUGCGUCAACAAUAGCUUCCAGCUUUGGUAGAGUUAUAUCUGAAACAAAGAGUCUUUCGGAUUACCGUAAAGAGGAUAUUGCCCUUUCCUUACUUCGAAUGAUCUCUUACAACAUUGGUCAGAUUGCUUACUUAAAUGCUAUUAGAUACAAAUUGAAACGCAUAUUUUUUGGAGGCUUUUUUAUUCGCGGGCAUGCAUACACAAUGGACACAAUGUCAUUCGCCAUCUCUUUCUGGUCGAAAGGUGAAGCGCAGGCAAUGUUCUUGAGGCAUGAAGGAUUUCUUGGCGCGCUAGGUGCAUUUUUGAGCUACGACAAACACGGUCUUGCCAACCUGACCGCGCACCAGUUUGUGGAGCGGUUUCCUAUGGGUGCUCCAUACUCCGGGGGAAAUAUUCAUGGCCCUCUUAUUCGGGAUCUAAACGAGAAGAUCACUUGGAUGGAAAAGUUUGUACAAAAGGGUGGAGAAAUUACUGCCCCAGUACCAACAGGUUAUCCAAGCACAACUGGGCUCGGUGGUUUUGAGCGUCCUCUAGGUCGUGCAAGGUCGCUACGUUCUGAUUCAAGUGCAGCACUUAACGUUGGUGUCCUUCACCUAAUACCUUCUCUUGAACCAUUUCCGCUGCUAGCAGAUCCGAAAACGUACGAGCCUAACACCAUUGACUUGGGAGACCUUGAUGAGCGAGAGUAUUGGUUUAACAUUCUUUCCGAACAGCUGCCGAACUUGGUUGAAAAGGCUGUCGCUAGUGAAGGUGGCACCGACAACGCAAAGCGCAGAGGUGACGCUUUUGCACAAGCCUUUCGAGCCCAUCUUGCGAGGUUGAGAGAAGAACCAGCAGCGUAUGGGAAGCUCGGCCUUGCAAACCUUCUAGAACUCAGAGAAGAGUGCCUUCGAGAGUUCCACUUCACGGAUGCGUAUCGAGCAAUCAAGCAAAGGGAAAAUGAAGCAUCCCUGGCGGUUUUGCCUGACCUCUUUUCGGAGCUUGACACCAUGGACACGGAGACAAGAUUACUUACAAUAAUAGAAGGCGUCCUCGCUGCUAACAUUUUUGACUGGGGUUCUCGAGCCUGCGUAGAGCUCUAUCAGAGCGGUACCAUUAUCGAGAUAUACCGCAUGAGUCGCAACAAAAUGCAGCGGCCCUGGAGAGUGGACGACUUUGAUGCGUUUCGAAACAGGUGGAUGUCAGGAAAACCACACUACAGAGCACUGCUUUUCGUCGACAACUCUGGAGCCGAUAUCGUCCUGGGGAUGCUCCCGUUUGCUCGUGAGCUCCUUAGACGCGGCACAGAGGUUGUCCUGGUUGCGAACACGCUCCCUGCAAUCAACGAUGUCACUUACAUGGAGCUUCCAACGGUGGUAGCAGCAGCAGCCACGCAUUGUAGCAUUCUUCGAGAGGCCGCCAUAGCUGGCGGCGUGCUGCUCAAUUCUACUUCUCUCGACGAUCGAUCUGCGACGACGUCCACAGCUCCCAGGCUCAUGGUCGUCCAGAGCGGCUCCGGCAGCCCGUGCCUCGACUUCCGCCAAGUGAGCUCGGAGCUGGCGAUACUCGCCGAGGAGGCGGACCUGAUUGUUUUGGAAGGCAUGGGAAGAUCGUUGCACACGAAUUAUGACGCCCGGUUUACGUGUGAGGCCUUAAAGUUAGCUAUGGUGAAAAACCAGCGCUUGGCAGAGAAACUCUUCAAUGGCGCCAUCUACGACUGCAUAUGCCGCUACGAAGUAGGGCUUAAGGCUUAAGCCGCAUCUUUCGAGGAAUAUUUUGUGCAAUUAAUUUUAAGACGUUAAAAGGAUAUUCUGCUAAA